UUUUGGAGACGAAUUGGAUGUAAUUCAUUGGAAGAGGACAAAAAAAGGUUUAGCUGCGAACGAAGGAAAAUAAAAAAACCCCAAAUCUGCAGUUCCUUCUGUUCUUUCGAUUUCUUCAGCCUUCAAUUCAUUCUUGAAUUUUGUACGAGCACACCUGCUUCAGAUUUUGCUCUCGGAACAGGAUUUAGGGUUAGGGUUAGGGUUAGGGUUGAGUUUUUGCGUCUCUCGUUUAGUUCUAAAGAUGUAUGCUGAUCGAUUGGAUGCCGACACUCAUAGGUCUAUAAAGGACCGCCUCAAUGGAAAUUCGUCUGACCUUUCUGCCCGCCGGCGGCCGAUUACUGGGAAGAGGCAAAGACAAGAUGACAAGUGGGAGCAUGAUCUCUACGAGAAUGAUGAACCACAAACUUCAAAUCGCAAAGUUGGUGCUCGAGAUCUUCGCUUGAAGCUCCAAAAGAGAAGUCAACAGCAAAGUGGAAAUUCAUCCUUUUCAGGAGUCCGUGACCUACGUGAAAAGUUGUCUGGCACAAUGAAGCCUCAAGCUGUGAAUAGUGAUCCACCAAAACCAAAAUUGGAUGGUUCAAAACCGACCAGAAAAAAUGAUUCCGUUGAAGCUCGCCCUUCAACCACUCAAAAAGUUGUAGCCAACCCUGCUACUAGGAAAAAGGCUUCUCAGAAGAGUGAUACGUCAGUGGAUGACUUCCUGCAGUCCUUGGGCCUUGAAAAAUAUUCCAUCACAUUUCAAGCUGAGGAGGUUGAUAUGACAGCGCUUGUACACAUGGGUGACGAAGAUCUCAAGGCUUUAGGAGUACCAAUGGGACCAAGAAAGAAGAUCCUGUUGGCAUUGGAAUCAAGAGUCUGAACCAUGGAAAGUGAGUGGAGUAAACUCCUGUUCGCCAGUGUUUUAUUUUAUACCAGCCGUGAAUACUACUGUGAAGAACAAGUAGGGGCCGUCGGCCAUUGUAACUCUGGUUUCCUCUUUUCAUUUUUUUCUUUGGCUUCCAUUUUUUCGCUGCUUGAUGUGAAGGACCUUAAAAAUGUUUAGCUAUGAAUAGAAAAAUGGGAUUCAGUAUAUAUAGCGGCUCAGCUGAGAGCAACUCUCUUUUGACACACUUUCCAUGGCCAUCAGCGUUUGAGGUAUUAAGGUCUCUCCUGCUUUUGUGGUGCCUUUCAGUGUUUCAAUAUUCCAUACUUUGUUAUAAACAGCACUGCAGAGUUUUUAGGCAAUUUGUAAUGUUAAAAACUAGUCAUUUCGAUCUUUGUACUUCGAAUUUUA
Messenger RNA from Cucurbita pepo subsp. pepo (vegetable marrow), 1273 nucleotides. RefSeq lists its product as uncharacterized. Gene Ontology annotation, molecular function: protein binding. Lineage: Eukaryota; Viridiplantae; Streptophyta; Magnoliopsida; Cucurbitales; Cucurbitaceae. The record is from RefSeq and is a predicted model, not a curated record.